This is a messenger RNA of Suncus etruscus (white-toothed pygmy shrew), 3367 nucleotides long. RefSeq names its product transmembrane channel like 7 (gene TMC7). Gene Ontology annotation, cellular component: plasma membrane. Gene Ontology annotation, molecular function: mechanosensitive monoatomic ion channel activity. The transcript is spliced from 17 exons. NCBI's taxonomy places the organism in Eukaryota, Metazoa, Chordata, Mammalia, Eulipotyphla, Soricidae. The record is from RefSeq and is a predicted model, not a curated record. Bases 1 to 2754 code for a protein of 917 amino acids.
AUGCAUUUGCCCCCACCCGGCCCUCUGCUGCACCCGCGUGUGAGUUUGCUCCCCUCGUUUGCAAGACAGCGGGUCCCCCGUGGCUCCGCCUUCCCGGAGCGGUCCCGGAGUCCCCGGCCCGGACGCCGGGUGGGCGUGGCCCCGGAAGGCGUGGUCCACGAAGACCCCGCCCUUCUCUGUGACGCCACGCCGGAAUCUGGAAUCCCGCUCCGAGGGCUCCGCGAGCGGCGGCGCCGGCGGGCGGCUCUGGUCCCGCAGCUCGGCUCGUUCGGGGCGGCGCGGGGCGCAGCAGCCAUGAGCGAGACGGGCGACCCCGCGCUCCCGCACGGCCGGCCCGGCCGGCAGCCCGCCCUUCACCACGGUAAGGGCCGGUCAGGUCAGGUCAGAUCAGGCCGGCGCGGGGCGCCCCCGACCCACCUCGCCGAUCGGGGUCCGGGUCCGGGGCUCUGGGGAGACGGGGCCUUGGUGGGCGUUGGUGCCCAGAGGAUCACUUUCAUCCUUUCAGGGUCUGAUGGCUCACAAAAGGCAGCAGAGGAGGAGCUUUCCCUAGAGAGUGCCACGGUCUCGUCAACUCUAUCUGGGGUCAAGGGCGAGCUGGGGGAGGAGGAGAGGCAACUGGAUGCUUUUCUGCCUUCAUCCCCAGAGAACCUAUCCAUGGACUCCGGGUCUGUCACUCCCUUUGUGCAUUUCCUCCAAGAACUGCCCAGCUACCAGUCGGUUGCACGCAAGAGGACAACUGUCCUCCACCGAGACAAGCCAAGUAGCACUCUGCGGAAGCCAACAAGUUCUCUUAGCUCUCAGCUGGAGAGCGGCUUUGCUGGGAACUGCAGUAACCAGUCUAUCCGGAAAUAUGCGCUGAACAUCUCUGAGAAGAGAAGACUAAGAGAUAUUCAGGAGACCCAGCUGAAGUACCUCUCCGAGUGGGACCAGCUGAAGCGCUACAGCAGCAAGUCUUGGAAGCGGUUCCUGGAGAAGGCCCGGGAGGUGACGUCACACCUGGAGCUAUGGCGGGAGGACAUCCGCAGCAUCGAAGGGAAAUUCGGCACCGGGAUCCAGUCCUACUUCUCCUUCCUACGGUUCCUGGUGUUACUGAACUUGGUGAUAUUUCUGAUCAUCUUCUCGUUGGUUUUGCUCCCCAUCUUGCUUACUGAAUACAAGAUUACCAACAGCAGCCUUGUGCACAUUCCCUCCAAAGGCGUAGAUAUACAUUGCACCGUGUACCCUCUCAGCAGCUCGGGACUUAUUUACUUCUACAGUUAUGUCAUAGACCUGCUCUCGGGCACAGGUUUCCUGGAGGAGACAAGCCUCUUUUAUGGCCAUUACACCAUCGAUGCGGUGAGAUUCCAGAACUUCACCUACAAUCUGCCUCUGGCUUACUUGUUAAGCUCAGUUGCUUACCUGGCCUUGAGUCUUCUCUGGAUAGUGAAAAGGUCGGUGGAAGGAUUCAAAAUCAAUCUGAUCCGGAGCGAAGAGUAUUUUCAAAGUUACUGCAACAAGAUCUUCGCUGGCUGGGAUUUCUGCAUCUCUAACCGCAGUGUGGCCGAGCUGAAGCACAGCAGCCUGCGUUAUGAGUUGCGGGCCGAUCUGGAGGAAGAACGAAUCCGACAGAAGAUUGCAGAGAGGACCUCGGAAGAGAAAAUCCGGAUUUAUACCCUGAGGUUCAUCCUGAAUGGUGUGGUGCUGGCUGUGCUUGGGGCUUGCUUCUAUGCCAUCUAUUGUGCCACCAUAUUCUCGCAGGAGCAUAUGAGUAAAGAAAUUGACAAGAUGGUUUUUGGGGAGAACCUCUUGAUCCUCUAUCUGCCUUCAAUAGUUAUCACAUUGGCCAAUUUCAUCACCCCCAUGAUCUUUGCCAAGAUCAUCCACUAUGAGGAUUACUCUCCUGGCUUCGAGAUCAAGCUCACCAUCUUGAGGUGUGUGUUUAUGCGCCUGGCCACCAUCUGUGUGCUGGUAUUCACGCUGGGCUCCAAGAUCACAUCCUGCGGCCAUGACUCAUGCGAACUCUGCGGAUACAACCAGAAGCUCUACCCGUGCUGGGAGACCCAGGUCGGACAGGAGAUGUACAAACUGAUGAUCUUUGACCUCAUCAUCAUCUUGGCCGUGACCCUCUUUGUGGAUUUUCCGAGGAAGAUUUUGGUCACCUACUGCUCAUCGUCGAAGCUGAUUCAGUGCUGGGGGCAGCAGGAGUUUGCCAUCCCGGAUAAUGUUCUGGGCAUUGUGUACGGGCAGACAAUAUGCUGGAUUGGAACCUUCUUCUCCCCUCUCCUCCCUGCCAUUGCCACCUUGAAGUUCAUUAUUAUUUUUUAUGUUAAAAAGAUGAGUCUUCUUUAUACCUGCAGACCCUCCCCAAGGCAAUUCCGAGCGUCCAAUUCAAAUUUCUUCUUCCUGUUGGUGUUGUUGAUUGGGCUGUGUUUGGCGAUCAUCCCACUGACAGUCAGCAUGGCACGCAUCACUUCGUCCAAGGCCUGCGGGCCGUUCACCAACUUCAACACGACAUGGGAUGUGGUUCCCCGCACGGUCAACACCUUCCCCAGCUCGCUGCAGGCCAUAGUCCAUGGCGUCACCUCGGAAGCCUUUGCUGUGCCCUUCUUUAUAAUCAUAUGCCUCAUCAUGUUCUACUUCAUGGCGUUGGCUGGAGCACAUAAGCGGGUGGUGCUGCAGCUUCGGGAGCAGCUGGUCCUGGAAAGCCGGGACAAGAGGUACCUAAUCCAAAAGCUAACAGAAGCCCAGAGGGAUGUGAGGAGUCCUCGAGACUGAUGGCAAAGAUGUAUCGUACAAGACUCCUCAUUUCACUGAGCGCUCACUGUGCUCACUGCCUAAGUUGGGAGGAGAAUCAGGAGAAGGACAGACAGUGGGAGAAGAGUACAGCUACGGAGCCAUGUGCCUUGUGUGGGGGUGACUGCAGGCAUCAUUCCCGGCAACAUAGUAUGUAUGUUUGUAUUUUUUCUCUUAAAGUUUUCUCCAGUCUUUGUUUUCUUGGAAAGUGACUUUCCAUGUGCCUCCUGGCGACCAUACUCAGCCCUGACAACAUUUCAAUGACUUGGAAAAGCAAGCUCCAAGUCAAGACUUUUAUGGUUUGUUUUUAUUUUAUGUGGGGGGGGGGGCACAUCCAGCUCCUUAAAUGAAGCUCUCAGCCAUGGUACCAGCUCCAGCUCUUUUAGCAUCUCUCUGGAGCAGCUUCAGGAGGUCAAGCUCACCGAGGAAGAUGCUUCUCCAGUUCCUCCCUCGUUACUGUGUUGGAGUCUGUUCUGGUUCUGAGCCCGUUGGGGCUCCCCCAUCCGGCAGAAUGUCCAGCAUUUUGAUUCACAGAAAUGGGACCCUUCCUGCAGAACCAGUUCUUGGGACAUGCUGGCAAAGACGUGGUCCCCAG